AUGUUUGUUUUUAUGAUCUAUAUUAGUGACCUUGAACAACAAUACAUCAACUAUUUGUUCAGGUAAGAGGGAAAUACUUUGACCCAAAAAAGUGUUAAUUGCCUAAUCACUGCAUAAUUGUCCACAGCAUUUUUAAAUUGACUGUAAAAAGUUAAAAUAAUGUUACAACCUAUAUCUUCAGUAGACUACCAGGGGCAAUCAAGUUAUUGUCACUAAUUGCUGUCACCGAGUUGAUAAGUUUGAGGUUUUUUUUUCUGUCCUUUCAUAGUUCGCUUGAGAUGUGUGUCCAUUUGUGUGUCUGUCAUUUUGUGUAUGUGCAGUGCACUCUUCAAUCAUUUGUCAUUAAACUGAUCGAUUGAAUUAAUGUAAGCUCUAAUUGUUAUUAAUCUUCAAACUAGUGUGUUGCUGCUAGCCUUCGCUGCGCACCCUACUGGUAAGACCUUGGGACUGUUUCUUCCCCACCAAUCAUUCAACCAAUCGAUCAAAUAGUUUUCUGUAGCUAUAUGAACAGCUGUUUGCUAUUUCAAUGCAGUUGUCCCAAUGUUACACUGAUUUUAAAUCAUGGUCAGGUGCUGAUUUGACAUCUCUCUCCCCAUUUCCUGUUUGGAGAAGAACGUAAUCUAUUUUGUGAAUGUUUUGAUGACUGGGUUUAUCUUUGCUGACUUAUUCCCUCUAGGUGACCUAUUCGGUGCCUUGGAAUUCCCUUUCCUCCUGUCCCCAAGAUUCCACAGUGGCUGUUGUGCCAGGUAAAGAAUUGAGCUCAGAUGUCUAGUUGAGCAUGUUAAAAGCAAUCUCAUAAAAUCAUCUUGCUAACAGGGUUUCCAAAUCUUUAAAACAUACACUUUUGGCAUUAUACACUGUAGUAACUUAAACACUUAUCUUCCACAGUGCCUUGUUGGGUUUUUUCUUGCUGUUGGCAUCAGUCAAACUAAAGAGUGGUUUACCCCUUGAGCACUGCGGGGUCUGGAUCUUUUUGUCCAAGGUAAUGAAAGUCAGACCAACUACAAGCAGGGUCAGUGUUUAA
This is a messenger RNA of Coregonus sp. 'balchen', 1024 nucleotides long. The record is from the annotation of a GenBank genome assembly. NCBI's taxonomy places the organism in Eukaryota, Metazoa, Chordata, Actinopteri, Salmoniformes, Salmonidae.